UCAUCAAGUAGUUGGGUUUGGGGUCGUUGGAUCUUAUUUGUCUUAUUCAUAGUGGCUAUACUAUGUGUUGUAUUAGCUGCAAUUAGAAUCAACAAAAGAAGGGGCCAAGAAGGUCGUGAACCUAUAAGAGGUACCGCAUGGAUAACACCCCCAAGUUAUGUUCAAUCUCAACAUCAAACAAAUACUCAACAACCUUUCGUGCCACCUUAUAGUGAACAAGCUAAUGAUAAUGAUGCUGGGUAUUAUGAUAACCAAGGUGUAUUCCAUCCAAAUCUAAAAGCUCAAGAAGCUGCU
Molecule: messenger RNA, 294 nt
Organism: Hansenula anomala
Lineage: Eukaryota; Fungi; Ascomycota; Saccharomycetes; Phaffomycetales; Wickerhamomycetaceae
Product: resistance to Congo red protein
Exons: 1
Biological process (GO): vesicle-mediated transport
Cellular component (GO): intracellular membrane-bounded organelle
Source: RefSeq, a predicted model, not a curated record